Molecule: messenger RNA, 2024 nt
Organism: Dicentrarchus labrax (European seabass)
Lineage: Eukaryota; Metazoa; Chordata; Actinopteri; Moronidae
Product: keratin, type I cytoskeletal 19-like
Exons: 9
Coding region: 81-1448 (455 amino acids)
Molecular function (GO): structural molecule activity
Source: RefSeq, a predicted model, not a curated record
CGGCAGCGGUACUCCUCGGAGACUCUCCACCUCUGCUCAUCACCUGCAGGUCAGCUCCAGCUCCAGCUCCAGCUCUCACCAUGUCUGUCCAACUCAGCCGCCAAAACAGCAGCUUCAGCUCCCGCAGCAUCAGCAGCUCCCGCAGCAUCUCCAGCGCCAGCGCUAUCGGCAUGAGCGGAGGGUUGCAGCUGGUGGGCUCCGGCCAGACCCGCAUCUCCACCGGGGCCUUCCAGACCCGUGCGCCCAGCGUGUACGGGGGCGCGGGGGGCUUCGGGACGCGCAUCUCUCAGGGCCAGUCUUUCUUCUCUGCCGGGUCACUGACCCCGUACGGCGAUAGUGGAGUGAUCGGCAACGAGAAGGGGACCAUGCAGAACCUCAACGACCGCCUGGCCACCUACCUGGAGAAGGUGCGCUCCCUGGAGGCAGCCAACAGGAAGCUGGAGCAGCAGAUCAGAGAGUUCUUUGAGAAGAGAUCUCCUACUGUUUCCAGAGACUUCGCUGUCUACUUCGCCACCAUCAGUGAUCUCCAAGCUCAGAUCCUCAUGAAACGUUCAGAGAAUCAAAGAGUCAUUCUGCAGAUUGACAAUGCUCAGCUGGCUGCAGAGGACUUUAAAAUUAAAUAUGAGACGGAGCUGAACAUGCGUACGAAUGUGGAGGCUGAUGUGUUUCGUCUCCGAGGGGUCCGGGACAGCAUGACUCUCAGCAUUGCUGACCUGGAGGCGCAGAUAGAAGGUCUGAAAGAUGAACUGGUGUACAUGAAGAAGAACCACAAGGAGGAGAUGCAUCUGCUGAGGGUCCAGCAGAGUGGCACAGUUAAUGUAGAGGUGGACAGCGCAGAGUCUGUUGAUCUGACAAAGGUCCUGGAGGAAAUGAGGCAACAGUAUGAGGCUGUGGUGGACAAGAACAAGCUGGAGCUCGAGAGAUGGUUUAAAUCUAAGGUGGAAAUUCUCCAGACGCAAAUCCUUACAUGUUCAACUGAAGUGAAGACGUAUUACACAGAGCUGUCGGAGCUGAAGAGGACUUACCAGAGUUUGGAGAUAAGUCGCCAAAGCGUCCACACAGAGAUUCAGUGCCUACAGCAGAAUGUGGAAGAAGUCAAGAGUCGAUACAGCGUCCAGCUCAGCCAGCUGCAGAUUAACAUCAACUCGCUGGAGUUAGAGCUGCAGCAGCUGAGAGUCUCCAUCGAGCAGCAGCAAGCCGAGUACAAAGUACUGCUGGACAUCAAGAUGAGGCUAGAACUGGAGAUUGCAGAGUACAGGAGGCUGCUGGAUGGAGAGCUGCGUGAGAGGGGAUACGAACAAGCAAAGGCUGUGAUCAUCAGCAAGGUUGUGGAAGUGGAAGAGCAUAAACCCCACAUCGAGAGGAGGGUGAAGACCAUUGUGGAGGAGAUUGUUGAUGGAAAGGUGGUGUCCUCCAGUGUUGACACCCAAGUACAGGACAUUCAGUAACACUUAUGCUGCCACUAAAAUAAAGUUUUACUUUGAUUUGACCCCUAAAUUGACCUGUAUAAUUCCUACUUAAAGCUGCAGUAGUUAACUCUAAUAGAAAUAACUUUUUAUCAUAUUUGCUGAAACUUUCACUAUAUCCUGACAGCAGUACACAAGACAGAUUCCUCUGGCUCCUCUCAAUGCUCCUAAUGGCAUUUGCAAGAAUCUUCCGGGCCUGAACAAAAACAACAAACAGAGCCAAAAAAGAUACUUGAUUGUUGAGUCUUAUUCCCAGGUUAUCGAAUACUGAAGCUGGGAAUGAGACUCAACAAUCAACCAUGUUGUUUUUAUCUGCCGCAUGUACCACUGUCUGGCUAUAGUGACAGUUUCAGCAAAUAUGAAUGUGUUACCUACUGCAGAUUUAAUGAUCAGCUGUUAACGUCAACCAGAUACAUGACAAAUCACUUUAAUGUUUGCUUUUUAGGGGAAACCUUGGCCUUGUCUUUUUCUUUUGAUUGAAAAUUAUAUAGAAAGGUUGCAGCAUGUGAUAAGAAUGAGACCAAAAUAUGAUUAAAAGCCAGAAAGCAAAGAUGAAAA